Peronospora matthiolae is the source of this 465-nucleotide messenger RNA. The record is from the annotation of a GenBank genome assembly. NCBI's taxonomy places the organism in Eukaryota, Oomycota, Peronosporomycetes, Peronosporales, Peronosporaceae.
AUGCAAGUUGCAUUUGCCCAGUCAAAUCUGGCAGGACGUGCCAAGACUUGGGCACUGGGGCUCAAGUUGCACGACCCAUAUGCGUUUGGGUCGUUGGAAGUCAUCAAGUCGCGGCUCAGACAAACGUUCGAGCCGCCUAGAGCUGAGUUCAGAGCUCGAACCGAACUCUUGAAGCUCAAGCAGGGUAAGCGUGAUGUGCACGCUUACGCGCAACAUGGUCUUGCGGGUGGUCCCGUCAAGACUCACCCGUUCCGGCUUGAACUAGAUUCAAUAGAACAAGCCAUUUCCAUUGCGGAACAGAAAGACUUCAGUAUGAGACAGGCUCGCGCCAGCUCGACAUCAUAUCGUCAACCGAGACGAUAUGACAGCGGAGGUCCAGAGCCGAUGGAACUCUGUUAUGUAGAGAUCGAGAAGGCUCGCUCUACAGACUACAAGAAGAAGCAGAAAUGCAACAGAUGUCAAUAG